AUGCCUCCACCAAGACAGAUUGAGUCGCAAAACCCUCUCACCACCAUGUCCACCAACCCCCGCCAUGUCAUCGUCACACCUGCUCACCCAAGGAAAGAUCCAGAAAGAUACCCCAUCUGCAUCGCCGCGACUCCAACAGCAGCAGCAGCCGCACCUACCGUGCCAACAGCCGCUACGACCCCGCCCCAGCCACGUUCCGGCACCUGCUGCACCGCAGCAGCCUCUUCUGCGACCUGCUCAGACUCAAGCUUGACAACGACGCCUUCACCCAGCACACGGAAGACACACUGCCGCAACCCCUGA
This is a messenger RNA of Macroventuria anomochaeta, 303 nucleotides long. RefSeq lists its product as uncharacterized. The transcript has a single exon. Lineage: Eukaryota; Fungi; Ascomycota; Dothideomycetes; Pleosporales; Didymellaceae. The record is from RefSeq and is a predicted model, not a curated record. The coding region runs from base 1 to 303 and encodes 100 amino acids.